Molecule: messenger RNA, 2121 nt
Organism: Acanthoscelides obtectus
Lineage: Eukaryota; Metazoa; Arthropoda; Insecta; Coleoptera; Chrysomelidae
Source: the annotation of a GenBank genome assembly
AUGAUUUUGGAGAAAGACCAGUCCAACAAGAGGGACCAUCUAAGCCUUGGGCAUAUCCGGGAGAAAAACAGCUUGAAGAAAGGCCGAUGCAGCCAGAGGGACCAAGACCAAUCCAACUGGAAGGACCAUCAACGCUUUGGCAUACCCGGGAGGCCAAUACAAAUAGGGGGACUAUCAAAACCUUGGGCAUACCCUGGAGGAAAAUAUAUUGGAGGACUGACGCAACCAGAGCGACUAUCAAAACUUUGGAUAUUCCCUGGAGGAAAAUAUUUUGGAGAAAGACCAAACCAAUCUAAGGAACCUUUAGGACUUUGGGUAUACCCGGGAGGGAAAGGUUAUGAAGAAAGGCCAGAUGAACCAGAAAAUCCUUCCAAAAAAGGUGUGCCAGAAGAUGAAGCAUUAGGUAUACUAAUAGAAAGAAUACUAAAUGGUGAAAUCUCGUCGGAUUCUAGAAGUCGGAUUAUGCGAGCUCUGGGAUGCUAUUUGGCCAUGCCGUUGUCAGGUGGACUUAUAUCAGGCGUAACGAGUUCAGAAGCAACUUCAAAGCCGAGCACACUUUCCGAAAAGUUAAAAGACUAUUAUAAAUUGAAUGCUGCAAAAAGCAAAAGCAAGGAGCAUAGGGAUGUAUACAUAGAACUUAAACGAUGCGUUUACGGUCUCCAGCUUCCGGUGGGAUUCAAACGUGCCUUUCUACACAACAUAUACAAGUACUUCGAACUCUUGCCACAACUUAAACUAGGAGGGCCGAGGUCUGAGGAAGAACUUUACUGUCAGACCAAAAUUAUAGUAACUCUAAUCGAAGCUUGCAAAGGUGUUCCAUUAGAGCCUAAAAGUAUAAGGAUAUUGUUGGAUGCCACUGUCCUCCUAAUUAGACUGGUUAGUGGACCCUUAGAGGAACUACCGCCGCCAGUCCAAGAAAGUCAAACUGAAGUUAACAUCACGAUUGACGUAGAGGUUCAGCAGAAUGUAGAACUCGCACCUCCUCUAGAUAAUGAAUACAAAUUCCUUGAAAUUACACAAGAAUCCUAUGAGUAUGGUCCUGGUCCAGAAGAGUAUGUGGCACCAGAGGAACCGCAAGUAUAUGAACAACCACAAUUUGAGAUCAGUAUGGAAGCUAACAUGACUUUCGAAGAACUGUCAUAUGAAGAACAAUUUCCAGAACCAGUUGUCGAACCGUCGCCUGUACCGGUCCCGGAACGAUUCCAGGAAAAGCAUGAGCUAAGGCUGGAGUUUGAGCAAAAGUACGAAUCUGAAUCUGGCCUGUUGCCCCGACAGGAUUAUCCAGGUGAUCGUCCGGGUUAUACUAAUAUUUCUUUUGAAUUAGAAGUAGACGAAUCAUAUCCACCCGAAAAUACACAUCUGCCUCUAGUAGUGGAAGAGGAAGAAAUAGAGGCAAAUAUCUCCAUUACGUAUGAGAAUAAUCUGGUGCCAUAUAUAGAACAGCCUGUGUAUCAAACAGUCAAUGAAGAUCUUACAGUCAAUAUCACUAUAGAACGGGAAUCAGUGGAGUUAGUUGAACCUAGCACUGAACUGGCUGUUCCAGAAAUGCCAGACGUCGUAGAAAGCUACUAUUCGGAAAUUUCGAUAGACUGGGAUCUCUAUUAUGGAAAUAAUCCUGACGACAACACACCGUCAUAUAUUCCAACGCCUGAACCUGUACUCAACGCUGUAUCUCCCUUGAAGGAGACACUUGAAACGCUUGUUGGUGGGAAUCAGCCCUUGACACUCUUACCAGAGGUUGUUGAGACAGCUAAAAUUGUGAAUAGAAUCAAAAUUGACAUCAAAAUCAGCAUUGAAAGGAUUGUCGGUACGCUCAUUGGCUACCGCCCUGGACUUUGUGAAGUAGUUAGACAGGUGUACAGUCUAACAGCUUCGUUACUACAUACUACGGUACCACAAAAUAAUCCAAGAACAAUCGAUAUUUUGGUUAAAGUAAUCCUAAGUUCCCUGCGUAACGCACAACCCAGCAUUCUUCGAGUGAUCGAAGGUGUUUUGUCAAAAUUGUUCUCAAAAAUACUUAUGCCAUCUACAUUUCCUCUUGAUGAGAUUCUCAAACAAGUUAUACCCCUAAUAAGCAAUUGGAGUCGAUAUGGGACAAGUUGCCCCACCGACCAAGACUGA